Molecule: messenger RNA, 2051 nt
Organism: Exserohilum turcica Et28A
Lineage: Eukaryota; Fungi; Ascomycota; Dothideomycetes; Pleosporales; Pleosporaceae
Exons: 2
Coding region: 1-1839 (612 amino acids)
Biological process (GO): nucleosome assembly
Cellular component (GO): CAF-1 complex; nucleus
Source: RefSeq, a predicted model, not a curated record
AUGGAGGACCCCGCCCCUGCCGCGCCGGUAUCCCAAAAGCGUCCACUCGAAGAAGAGGUCCAACCUCCCAUCACACCCGCCAAGUCCACAAUCAGUUCUCAAGCAUCCACGCCCCUUUCAGAAGUCUCGGUUCAGACACCGUCUCCUCUUAGAAACAAAGCAUCGAAUCCGACAGGACCCACCAACACCAAGCCUGGUGAUGACCAGCCGCUUUCCUCGCAGAACGCCUCCACCAUGAUUGUUACACAUCAGCCAGCCAAGCGGCGGAGAUUGACUACACAAGAGAAAGAGGCGCAGCGUCUUGAGAAAGAAGCAAAGGCCAAGGCUCGAGAGGAGAAGAAGGCACAGAAGGAGGCCGAGGAGAAACUCAAGGCCGAGCAAAAGGCACAGAGAGAUGAGGAGAAACGGAAGAAGAACGAAGAGCGGGAUGAGAAGAAGCGCCUAAAGGAAGAGGAGCAGCAACGCCUCGAGGAAGAAAAGGCAAAGAAGGCACGGUCGCAGAUGAAGCUGAAUGCUUUCUUCACGAAGCCAAAGACAGGGCCGAGCUCAGGACAGGCCGCGGUAGCUUCGUCCCAGAACCCCGCAGCCUCUGUAUCAUUACCUGACACAUCUGGGGCCAAUAGUGAUUUGAUCCCACCCUCACCACAGAAGACCAUCGCCAAGAACGCACAAUCAGACUAUGAGCGAUACUUCUUGCCGUUUAAUGUUCCUGCGCACACAAUCCUUGCGCCGACGAAUUGCCUUUUAAACAGCCCUGAGAAAUUGGAAGCCGCCCGACAGCGACUGGACAAUAUCAUUGCACAAAAUAAUGCGCCUGGCAAGACCAUCACACCAGAGACAUUAGCGUCACUCUUUCCACAGCGCGACGUCCGAGGCCACAAGACGGCGACAAUAUCGGAAGUCGUUGAUUGCGUCAACAGCUCGUCUGACCACCCUAUUCAUGUUACGGCUGAGAAGGGUGCAACAUCAAGACACCCCUUGGAGAUGCUGAGAGAGAUACCGAUAAAGUACAUUCAUUUCUGCACAGACGUCCGUCCACCCUAUUGCGGAACGUACACCAGGCCAUACACAGACGCCCAGGCAAGGCGCUUGGCACGGAACCCCUUGUCGAAAGCUCGCCAGGACACUGAUUACGACUAUGACUCUGAAGCUGAAUGGGAUGAACCAGAGGAAGGUGAAGACUUGGACUCCGAUGGGGAGGAUGACAAUGAAGAGGACGCGGAAGAUGAUAUGGAUGGCUUCCUUGAUGAUGAAGAGGAUCCACAGCUCAAACGUGGACUCAUUAGCGGCGAUCUGGUGCCCGUCAACACCGGCUUGUGCUGGGAGGACGCAGACAGCGUGUCCCGACUGAAUGACGGAUCGGAUGCCAUUUGCACAGAGUUCAAGGAGUUCAAGAUGGAGUUCUUGUUGGACCCGCAAAUGCGGUCGAUCGAUCCCUUUUCCACAGCAUACUGGACGCCUGAGCCUGCAGUCGUAGCGCCCGCGGCUUCGGUUGUGACCAAAGAAACUUCCGGUAGUGGCGCCAUGAAUCCGCCGCGAGCGCCACUAACCCAGCGAACCAUGAACGGACUGCUGAACACGCUGAAUGGCCCGCAGAAUGCUUCGUCAAGCACGUCAAGCAAGCCUAGCAAGAACAAGCGAAUGGUACCCGCCGAGCAACUUCCGGCCUUCAAAGCCGAGAUUGAAGGCAAGGAUCUCACCAAGCUGGGUAUGAUAGAGUCUCUGAAGAAAGCGUUCCCCAAGUUGCCGAAAGAUGCCAUUUCCAACACCUUGAGUGCUGUUGCUGCGAGGGUGGGACCCACUGAGAAGGAGAAGCGGUGGGUGCUCAUCAACCCGUGAGUAAGUUUGGUCUUGUCGGUCUACAUUAUGUAUAGCAAAGUAUCAGGCAUUUUGGGCGCAUAUCAGGAGUGUUUACUUUGGAGGCGUCCUGGGUCGUCAUUCAGCAGCGGGUGGAGUAUGGUGUUAGGCGCUUUCAUGUCUUGAGGCUUUAUUGUUAUGCUUCAGACGGGGAGAAAAGCGUCGCGGUGUACAGGGACUAGGUCAGAGCUUCC